CAGAAUAAAAAGCUUGCGCAGCGCAAGGCGGUACCUCUAUUGUUCUGAACGCUGAUCGGGUGCUGGUGUCUGGACAAGACGGCAAGUAAUUGCACAAUGGCAGAUAAACCCAAUGUCAGCGAGAUCGAACAAUUUGACAAAAGCAAACUGAAGAAGACUUGCACCCAGGAGAAGAAUACGCUCCCUUCAAAUGAGACUAUUCAACAGGAGAAGGAAAUCUUGAAGUCUUAGGCAUGGCGGAAACGCGGAUUCAUUCUCCACCGCACACGUCUGGAGCAUGGAUCAAUCCCUCGGCUCACAAAUGCGGCACACGGGGAAUCUAGAUUCUUGGCAUUGCUUUAUUCCGUAACGGAGUAAGGCGUGUGGUCUGCUAGAUUCCCACAAGUGACACACAAUGCUUGACAACCUGUCAGUUUGUACAAAUUGCAAAGUGCACCGAAUAAAACUCCCUAAAGACUA
Molecule: messenger RNA, 459 nt
Organism: Paramormyrops kingsleyae
Lineage: Eukaryota; Metazoa; Chordata; Actinopteri; Osteoglossiformes; Mormyridae
Product: thymosin beta-15A homolog
Biological process (GO): actin filament organization; regulation of cell migration
Cellular component (GO): cytoplasm
Molecular function (GO): actin monomer binding
Source: RefSeq, a predicted model, not a curated record